Messenger RNA from Camelina sativa (false flax), 1105 nucleotides. Lineage: Eukaryota; Viridiplantae; Streptophyta; Magnoliopsida; Brassicales; Brassicaceae. The record is from RefSeq and is a predicted model, not a curated record.
CGAAAAAAAAUUAAAAAAAAUAUAAUAUCACCGGAAACGAUUUCAUCGGCGAUUCCAAGACUUUUCCAACCUUGUAAAAAAGCUUUUAGCUUUAAAGCAGAUCCGGUGACCAAAAUUUUCAAAAUCAAACCUAAAAACUUAUUAGGGUUUGCUUAAUCCAGGAGACGGAGGUGUUAUUCAAUUCCUCCUCACCCCUCCGCCGUCGUUUAAGAUGAUGAUUUCCAGAGGUUUGUUCGGUUGGUCUCCGCCGCAUAUACAACCGUUAACUCCUGUCUCUGAGGUUUCCGAGCCUCCUGAGUCUCCUUCUCCUUACCUCGAUCCUGGUGCUGAGAACGGUGGUACGGGCACGGCGACGCAAGCAGAGGAUGAGGAAGAUAUGGAGGAGCCUGAGGAGAUGGAGCCUCCUCCUGCUGCUGUUCCUUUCUCUCAGCUCUUCGCUUGUGCUGAUCGUUUUGAUUGGGUUCUUAUGGUUUUUGGAUCCCUUGCUGCUGCUGCUCAUGGUACUGCGCUUAUUGUCUACUUGCAUUACUUUGCCAAAAUUGUUCACGUCCUUGCCCUUCCCAGUGAAUCCGAUCACCGGAUUAGUGAUGAUCAGUUCAAUCGCCUUUUCGAGCUUUCGCUGACUAUUGUAUACAUCGCUGGAGGUGUUUUCGUAUCUGGUUGGAUUGAGGUCUCUUGCUGGAUACUGACUGGAGAGAGGCAGACUGCUGUGAUCAGGUCAAAGUAUGUACAAGUACUACUAAAUCAGGAUAUGAGUUUCUUUGAUACAUAUGGGAAUAACGGGGAUAUAGUGAGCCAAGUGCUGAGUGAUGUCCUACUCAUUCAGUCAGCUCUAAGCGAAAAAGUUGGAAAUUACAUUCAUAACAUGGCAACAUUUAUCAGUGGUCUUAUCAUAGGUUUUGUUAACUGCUGGGAAAUUGCGCUCAUUACGUUAGCAACCGGUCCUUUCAUUGUUGCUGCUGGAGGCAUAUCGAAUAUAUUUCUCCACAGACUUGCUGAAAAUAUUCAAGAUGCAUAUGCUGAAGCAGCCAGCAUUGCUGAACAGGUAUUCAAAUUUUUAGGUUUAUCUUUUCAAAAUAUUGCAAUUUGAUUGAUGAAUUAUGUU